GAGCCUGGAGCCAGGACGCAGGGGUGCGCUGUGCUGUGUUCAGGCGGUCGGGACGCGCAACGCACUUUCGUCUUUUCGCGGUGAUCACGGGCCAGCUUCUUCUCCUUCCCUACUCGCUGGUCUGAUGAUUACACAACUCAAGCAGACUCUGGAGGCGUUUUGCUACUUUUUAGAACUCGGUCGCUACAGCAGAAUAUAUUAGUAACAAUAAUAAACUUGAAACACAUUUUUUCAGAACUUUGAAUAUUGUUUAGUUCUUGUGUGACUGAUAUAAUCUGAGCUUGACUGAAUCUGUCCUUAAUGAAAACACGUGACCUGUGUUUACCUUUCCUCUCGAAACAAAUAUAUGAAUAAGGAUAAUAAUUUUCUAUUUUUGGCUCUGGAAAGUUCCGAGUGAUUUUUUUGAAAGAUGGAUCUUUUGGGUGAAACCGUCCGGUAAACCAUAGGAAGUUGCAUAGUUGCUUACGAGACACAGUGAGGUAUUGUGCAUAAUAAAAGUGACCUGCAAGCCUCGCUGCCUGCCGUCCUGCUCUUACUUCUGGAGGCUACGUGACCACCGGCUAGGACUGGAUAAGUAGCAGCUCCAAGAAAUAAGGAGCUAAUCCCUCCUUUUUGUCCACCUGAAUCGCAACGGGCUAAUCCUUGGAUAUAACCUAAGGCCAGAAGAGGCAUUACCCGAAGUGCGCUUGACUCUCACUCACAGAGACGUGUCAUUAAGCCCGAGUGAAAUUUCGAGGUGAUGACUGGUUCAGCUCUGCAACAUGUGAGCCAAUGAGAGGCCCCGCAUAACAGCUCGCGAAGGGCGGUCGUAAAGAGAGUAAAAUUGAGGAUUCGGCCGACCUGGUGGGCGUGUCCCCCUGAGUGACGGUACUGUACGUGUGUGCGUGCGUGUACGUUGAGGAGCGUCAUUACUGACUCAACAAGUGGCAUCUUGCCUUCGUCACCGCCGGCCCUCGCGCGCUCCGCUCCACCGGCGCUUCCUCGGCAGUCGCAAGGGUCUGGCGCCGAUGCCCUCUCGCGGCGUCGAGGGCGAGUGAGAGCCCGACAGACAGACUAGUGGUUUACUCGAUACCUGAACUUGUGUUCUGAAAAAAGACUAACAUUCAGAAAUCCCUUUGAACUUCGCAAGUGCAUAAGUGUGCGUUGAGGGGCGCGGGCUCGCUUGAAAAGUGGUGGGAUCCGCGCGCCAGAGGUGGUAGCUGGCUUGGCUGAGGCCUUGGAAGCCAGCCCGCCACCACCUCCUCGCCACCGCCCGCCCGCCCGCCCGCCACCAUGACGUCGGAGAAGAGUUCCCAGCAGGCCGAGGAGUUGGUCGCCUCCACGCCCAACCAGCGCAACUGGCGGGGGAUUCUCAUUGCCCUGCUGGUCAUAGGAUGCGUCUGCGGCCUGAUCCUGUUUUCCGUGGUCCUCCUGACGCCGCCGGAUGCAGGACCCAGGUUCACGGGCAGGAGGUUCACCCUGGCAGACGUCCUAAGCGGCGGGUUCACUCCGCCAGGGUUCGACGGCAAGUGGAUAUCAAGUACAGAGAUAGUGUUCAGAGACGAGAGUGGCGGUGUCAGCCUUCUCAACGUUCUCACACUCACCAUCACUCCCCUCGUCUCAAACUUCACUUUUCGCCGCCUGACGGUCGAGGAGUUCGACGUCUCGCCUGACAAGAAGUACAUCCUCCUCAAGCAUGACGUUAUGCAGAGCCAGCGCUUCCGACAUGUGGCCAAGUACACGGUGCUUCAGAUGGACAACGAGCACGUGGAGUCCGUGACGCCGUUCCCCGCAGCGCAGGGCCACGCGGAGCUGGAGCACGUGGCGUGGGUCCCUGGCGCGGCGGCUUCCCUCGUCAUGGUGCACGAGAACGACCUGUACAUCAAGGAGUCUCCCAGUUCGGUCGAAGUGACGCUCACCACCAAAAUUCCCGCCAAAAGUCACCACCAAAAUUCCCGCCAAAAGUCACCACCAAAAUUCCCGCCAAAAGUCACCACCAAAAUUCCCGCCAAAAGUCACCACCAAAAUUCCCGCCAAAAGUCACCACCAAAAUUCCCGCCAAAAGUCACCACCAAAAUUCCCGCCAAAAGUCACCACCAAUUUUCCCGCCAAAAGUCAUGA
Messenger RNA from Penaeus indicus, 2100 nucleotides. Its product is annotated as inactive dipeptidyl peptidase 10-like. The record is from RefSeq and is a predicted model, not a curated record. Gene Ontology annotation, molecular function: dipeptidyl-peptidase activity. NCBI's taxonomy places the organism in Eukaryota, Metazoa, Arthropoda, Malacostraca, Decapoda, Penaeidae. The coding region runs from base 1273 to 2100 and encodes 275 amino acids. Gene Ontology annotation, biological process: proteolysis. Gene Ontology annotation, cellular component: plasma membrane. The transcript is spliced from 7 exons.